Messenger RNA from Oryctolagus cuniculus (rabbit), 2965 nucleotides. The record is from RefSeq and is a predicted model, not a curated record. NCBI's taxonomy places the organism in Eukaryota, Metazoa, Chordata, Mammalia, Lagomorpha, Leporidae.
CUGACGUCAGAGGCGCGCGCCGCGCUUGAAGAGAGUGCGGGAGGCGGCGGCCGCUCCCGGGGCUGCUGUCAUGGAGCUAGCGCAGGCAGCGCGGGAACUGGGCUGCUGGGCGGCCGACGAGAUGGGAGUGCCCGCGGCAGCCCGGGCCCCGGAGUCGACGCUGCGCAGGCUGUGUCUGGGCCAGGGGGCUGAGAUCUGGGCCUACAUCUUGCGACACGUGCACAGUCAGAGGAGUGUUAAGAAGAUCCGAGGGAACCUGCUCUGGUACGGCCACCAGGACAGUCCAGAGGUCCGUCGGAAGUCGGAGCUGGAGGCCACGGUGGCCCGCCUGCGGGCAGAGAUCCGAGAGUUGGACCAGAGCCUGGAGCUGAUGGAGCGGGAGAAUGAGGCUCACGAAGCGGCUGUGGAGCAGGCAGUGCAGACCGUGCGAGACACCCAGCGUCGUGCUGUCCUCCUCCGGGCCCAAGCAGGGGCCAUGAGAAGACAGCAGCGUGGGCUCCAGGACCCCAUGCAGCGGCUGCAGAAUCAGCUCAGCCGCCUGCAGGACAUAGAGAGGAAGGGCAAGGUGGAUGUGACCUUUGGACCCCUGACAUCAGCAUCCCUGGGCCUGGAGCCCGUGGUCCUGUGUGAUGUCCGAACAGUCUGCACCCUCCGGGCCCAGUUCUUGCAGAACCUCUUGAUUCCGCAGGCCAGGGAAGGCAACACCCUAACCGCUCACGAUGACCACUUUGGAACUUCCUACCAGCAGUGGCUUAGCUCGGUGGAGACACUGCUGACGAACCAUCCCCCAGGCCACGUCCUGGCUGCCUUGGAGCACCUGGCCGCAGAGCGGGAGUCAGAGAUUCGGUCCCUGUGCGGCGGGCAGGGGCUCGGAGACGUGGAGGUCCCCAGGCCUCAGGCCCUGGACCAGUCAGACUCCAGCCAGGCCCUGCCGUCCAUGGCGCAGCUCAUCCAGGAGGGCUGGCGGACUGUGGGCUCACUGGUCUCCCAGCGGGGCACCCUGCUCAAGGAGCGUCAAGUCCUGAGAAGGCGCCUCCAGAGCCUGGUGGAGGAGGUGGAGAGACACACCCUGGGAUCCAGCGAGAGGCAGGCGCUGAUGCUGGGGCUGCGGAGCUGUGGCCUGUGGGCAGAGCUCAAGGCCCUGCGUGCCCAGAGCCAGGAGCUGGAGGAGGCAGCUGGGCGGCAGCAGCUUCUGCUGAGGGAGCUGCAGGCCAAACAGCAGCGGAUCCUGCGCUGGCGCCGGCUGGUGGAGGAGACACAGCAGCAGAUCCGCCUGCUCAUCAAGGGCAACUCAGCCAGCAAGACCCGCCUGUGCCGGAGCCCCGGGGAGGUGCUGGCCCUGGUGCAGCGGAAGCUGGUCCCCACGGCCUACCUGAACUUUGCCCCCAGGUUGGAACCCCUGCCCACGAUCCUCCCAUCCAUCUACCAGCUGCACCCUGCAUCCCCGCAGGGCUCCAGCCUCACAGCGCUGGGCCACACACUGGGCCUUCCCCGGGGGAAGGCAGCAGAGCUGCUCCUGCCGAGGGCUGCCUCUCUUCGCCAGGACCUUCUGUUCCUCCAGGACCAGCGGAGCCUCCGGUGCUGGAAGACCGGGCUGCCGCCGGGACCAUCCACCCAGGAGCUGCUGCAGCUCCAGGCGUCGCAGGAGAAGGAGCAGAAGGAGACUCUGGGGCAGGCUCUGAAGAGGCUGGAGAAGCUGCUGAAACAGGGGCUGGAGCGAAUCCCCGAGCUGCAGGGCGCCGUGGGGGACUGGUGGGAGCAGCCGGGCCAAGCUGCCCUCUCCGAGGAGCUCCGCCAAGGCCUGUCCCUGCCCCAGUGGCGGCUGCGCUGGGUCCAGGCCCAGGGGGCCCUACAGCAGCUGUGCAGAUGAAGAGGGGCUCGAACAGGAGCCAGACUCCGAGAAGCACUCGGAAGAAAGCGUCUCCACAACCCAGCAGCCCUUGUCUCGGGCCACACUGCAGCCCCGCUCACGUGCUCUUCUGCCGCUCCUCUCUAGUCCCUUGCCCCGUCCCUUCAUCCCCCCACUCUGGGCACCCCUGAAGCUCCUCUUGUCACUCUAACUCUCAAAAAAAGUAAGUGAGCACCUGCUCCAGAUGCCGGGGCUACAGCGCUGAAAGAAAAAAAAAACACAGCAUGCAAGUCCCUGUCUUCCGGGAGUGCUGUUCCAGGACAGUGUGUUUGAUGGUUGGCAGAGAGAAUGCUGGGCAAUAACCGCCAAGAGAAACAAAGCGGGUCGGGAGUGUGGUUUUAAAUAGAGAGCUACCCUGCAAAGGCCCCGUUCCCCGUGAGUGUCCAAGGAAGGGCUGUGGGUGGCAGCUGUGGCACACGCAAAGGCCCUGAGUGGGGAUGGGCUGGUGCCGGGGCCAUCAGGGAGGCCCAGGCGCGUGUGGCUGGAGGGGAGAGGUGGGAUUGUGUUCUAGUUUUACAGUUGCUGUUUUUACAUUUAAAUCUGGGCCAUGUGGAACUUAUCGGCAAGCAGAACCAACUGUAUUUUAUUUUAUAUGUAAGUCUGAUCCCUGUAGCACUUAGUAAGAGUCCCAGUGGCCUGUGAGGGAAGGGUGGGCGGCAGAGGUCAGUGAGGAGAAAGGAGACUUUCCCGGGUGAUGGAGUGGAGUGUGCAGGACACAGAUGGCUGCACCCCGCAGGCCUGGGAGUCUCGCUGUGUGGACUGUUCUUCAGGAUGAAGUAGAACUCCUCCCACGGGUUUGAGAUGCCACCUUUUCAUGCGCUAAGUUCCAUGGUUAAUUGGGCAGUCUGUGUGUAUCUAACUCUCCACGUGGCAUUGCCACAGUGCUUUGAUUAUGAAGGCUCUGUGAUAUCUUGUAGUAUCUGAAACGGCUGGUUGCCCUCUUGCUCUUACUUUCCAAAGUUUCCUUGUUUCCUUGCUAAUUUUUCCUCCCAAAUGAAGAGAAAUUUGUAUUUAACCUUCCUAGCUGCAGAUAAAAAAACAAAUGGAUGACCACUU